UUGGCAUCAGAGAGAAGGCUGUACAUCCUUAUGUGGAGCUUGAUGUGCAUGUGUUUGUACAUAUUGAUCAGUAAACACAGUGUGUCGGCUUAACAUGCGUGUUACUGACACUUGGUGUGCUUGGUGAUGGGAUGUAGCGUCAGAGGAGUCUAAUGCGGAGCACAGCCCACUGGCCUGUUUUCAUGUGAGAGGAAGGGGAACGUCGACCUGAAUGCGGCGCUCGUCGGGCAGCCGCUCUCCCCGGCCAUCCUCUUCCCUCUCCGCUCCUCUCCGCCUCCUUCACCCUGGUAAUCCUUGCUGACACGACCCACAAAGGACUGAACGCUGGCUGCAUCCUCCAGCAUCAGGGCUCUCUCCUCUCCCUCCUCCAGUUCUGAUCCGUUACAGUCAGCCUGUACAGCAGCAGGACGCUGUUUCUGUAGAGCGGCUGUAUAUCACAUCUCUGGAAUACCGGCCUGGCUGCCCUCCUCCUCCUCCUCCUCCUCCUCCUCCUCCUCCUCCUCCUCCUCCUCCUCCUCCUCCUCCUCCUCCUCCUCCUCCUCCUCCUCCUCCUCCUCCUCCUCCUCGUCGGCAGGUUCAUUCAGGGAGUGCACCAUCAGAACAGCGCUUCAGCCCUGAGGAGGCGUUUUUUUAUCUCACUGGAAGCUGGUAGAACCGCUGGUAGCAGGAGGUUGGAGCUGCUUCCUCUCCUUGCCUAUUUUUGCCGGCCUCUCUGUUCACCAUUCUGCACAUCAAUAUACCAACAGUGACCCCUGACCUGUUCCCGGAUACACCCCUGGUGCCCUCCCUGCCCACAAUAUCGUCGGCACGGGCCGGCCCCGCCCCUCAGAAGCCGCGGAGGCGCAGCAGCAGCGACAGCGCUGCCAGGCCCCGGCCGCUGCGCUCAGCCCCCAGGCCGGGCCCGAGCAGAGGCAGCAUGGAGGUGGGCAUGCGCGUGGUGCGUGGUCUGGACUGGAAAUGGGGUAACCAGGACGACGGCGAGGGCCACCUGGGCGCCGUGGUGGAGAUCGGGCGGCAGGGCAGCACUACUACACCAGACAAGACGGUGGUGGUGCAGUGGGACAGCGGCACAAGAACCAACUACCGCACUGGCUACCAGGGCUCCUAUGACCUGCUGCUCUAUGACAACGCUCAGAUCGGCGUGCGUCACUCCAAUAUCAUCUGUGACAGCUGCAAGAAGCACGGCAUCAUGGGAAUGCGAUGGAAGUGCAAGGUGUGCUUCGACUAUGACCUGUGCACCCAGUGUUACAUGAACAACAAGCACGACCUGAGCCACGCUUUCGAGCGCUACGAGACAGCGCACUCCCAGCCAGUGUGCUUGGCACCGAGGCAGAACCUCCCACGGAUCAUCCUCAAAGGAAUCUUCCAGGGGGUCAAAGUGGUUCGUGGACCUGACUGGGACUGGGGAAACCAAGACGGCGGGGAGGGUAAGGUUGGGAAGGUAGUGGACAUUCGCGGCUGGGACACGGAGUCCGGUCGCAGCGUGGCCAGCGUCACCUGGUCUAAUGGCACCACCAAUGUCUACCGAAUGGGCCACAAAGGAAAAGUGGACCUCAAAUACGUGUCUGAUGGUCAAGGAGGAUUCUAUUACAAAGAACACCUACCAAGGCUCGGAGAGCACGCAGAGCUGCAACGCCAGGAGAGCGCCGACGGCCACUCCUUCCAGCAGGGCGACAAGGUCAAAUGUCUCCUGGAGAUGGAAAUCCUACGACAGAUGCAGGAGGGCCAUGGAGGGUGGAACCCCAAAAUGGCAGAGUACAUUUGCCGGAUCGGGACUAUUCACAGAAUUACUGACAGAGGCGAUGUCAGAGUCCAGUACAGCAACAACAUCCGCUGGACUUUCCAUCCUGGGGCCCUCACCAAGGUGAACACUUUUGGAGUUGGCGAACUAGUAAAAGUAUUGGAGGACAUCGACAGUGUGAAGAGACUACAGGCUGGCCAUGGAGAGUGGACAGACAGCAUGGCUCCUGUGCUCGGCCAGGCCGGGAAGGUGUUGAAAGUAUAUGCGGAUGGUGACCUUCGGGUGGCGUUCGGAGGCCAGACGUGGACCUUCAACCCAGCGUGCCUCACGGGCCAGACGGUGGAGGUGGACGCCAACCUCAUGACGGCCGAGAACCCCAACGAAUCUGGAAGUACAGUCAUAUCGGUGUUGGAGAAGCUGCUCUCUCAGUCCACGGAGCAGGACAAUCCCAGCCGGCUGGUCAUCGAGGCAGCGCACGGCAGUGCCAACAAAGUGCGGGAGUUGGUGCAGAAAUAUCCCGACAAGGUGGAUAUAAAGAACCAGGGCAAGACUGCACUGCAGGUGGCUGCUCACCAAGGACACAUGGAGGUGGUGAAGGCCCUGCUGCAGGCCAACAGCUCCAUCGAGGUUAAGGAUGAAGACGGAGACACAGCAUUGCACUACACUGCCUUUGGUAACCAGGCAGAUAUCACCCGGCUGCUGUUGAGCAAGGGAGCAAAUGUCAACCUCCUGAACAACUCCAUGUGCACGGCCCUCCACAUAGCCGUCAACAAGGGCUUCACGGACGUGGUGCGAGUGCUGACCGAACACUCUGCUGAUGUCAAUCUCCAGGAUUCAUAUGGGGACACACCGCUCCAUGACGCCAUCGCUAAAGAUUUCCGCAAUAUCAUUGAGAUCCUGGUCUUGGUGCCCAACAUUGACUUCACACAGCAGAACCAUCGAGGCUUCAACCUGCUGCACCACGCUGCCCUCAAAGGAAACAAACUGGCCACAGAGAAGAUCCUGGGCAGAGCGCGGCAGCUGGUGGACGUCAAGAAGGAGGACGGCUUCUCCGCGCUACAUCUGGCCGCGCUCAACAACCACCGCGACGUCGCCGAGAUCCUCGUCAAGGAGGGACGCUGCGAAAUCAACAUCCGUAACAACCGGAACCAGACGGCGCUGCAGCUGGCGGUGACGCAGGGCCACACGGACCUGGUGCAGUUGCUGGUGUCCGAGGGCGCCGACGUCAACAUGGAGGACGAGGACGGAGACACGGCCAUGCACGUCGCCCUGCUCCGCCCGCAGCUGGCCAGCGUGAUGCUCAGCCCCCCCGUGGGGACCAGCAGCACCGAGGAGCCCAGCGAGGGGUGCUCCUCCACAUCGCUCUACUGCAGGCUGAGCGCUUCAGGUCUUCUGGGGAACACCGAGCUGAGUGUUGGUGCAGCCCUCGCUUGUUUUUUGGCGCAGGAAGGGGCCGACAUCAACUACGCCAACCACAAGGGAAAGAGUCCCCUGGACCUGGUGGCAGACAGCACCAUGAUGCAGCUCAUCAAGAGCUUCUCUGAGAAACACAGGUUGCAGCGUCUGCAAGCCAUCACAUGUGGUCAGGGUCUGAGCAGCGCCAGCCUGCGGCGGGUCCACACCACGCCCAACACCAUGACCAACCUGGUUCUUCCCAACCUGCCGGGGCCCAGUGAAUGCCUCAUCUGCUCCGAGCUGUCUCUGCUGGUUCUCUUCUGCCCCUGCCAGCACAGCGUGGCCUGUGAAGAAUGUGCCCAUCGAAUGAAGAAAUGCAUCAAAUGCCAAGUCACAAUCACCAAGAAAAUUAGACAAGACCAAACGGAGGUGGGUUGCAGCCCCGGCACGGAGAACUCGGAGCAGCACAACCUGCUGGAGCAGCUGCAGUCCCGCUACCGGCAGAUGGAGGAGCGCAUCACCUGCCCCAUCUGCAUCGACAACCACAUCAAGCUGGUCUUCCAGUGCGGACACGCCUCCUGCAUCGACUGCAGCGCCGCGCUCAAGACCUGCCCCAUCUGCCGGCAGACCAUCCGCGAGCGCAUCCAGCUGUUCGUCUGAGUGACCAACCACAGAGGGGAGAGAGUGGGAAACCAGUGACCUGUGUCUGCUUGUCGCACCCUCCUGCUCACCCCUCUCUCCCCCCCUCCGAUUGAACACUUACUCAGCCUGUAGGUUGCUUCUCCAUAAGAGACACUGCUGAGAGUCCGUUCUUUGUUACAUUCUGAGUAGUUUCCCUCUCAGAUAAUUUUUCGGCGUCAGAACUGAUUGUUCCGCCAAAACCCGACGGGAAGCAGACGUCGUGAGGCCAUGCUGACAAUUUUCUGUACUUUAAUUGGUUAGCCAUGAGAAAAAUGUCCCCCCCCCUCCCAGUAGCGUGGCGUGGGAAAAAAAUUAGGGGAAGCCAAUAAUACGUCCUUUCUUUUGGGUCGGGGGGGUGGUGGUCAAUGUAAUAACGUAACCAGAUGAGUGAUUACAGCACCCGGUAUCAUUUUACACACAUUUGUAUCAGAUGCAGGACUUACACACGCCUGUUAUCUAACCGACAGGUCCGCACGCAUUCUCCAGCCCAAACUCUAAUAAGCAUUCAUUCACAAA
Gymnodraco acuticeps is the source of this 4333-nucleotide messenger RNA. It is a transcript of the gene mib2, whose product is annotated as mindbomb E3 ubiquitin protein ligase 2. Gene Ontology annotation, biological process: protein ubiquitination. Gene Ontology annotation, cellular component: cytoplasm. Gene Ontology annotation, molecular function: protein binding; zinc ion binding; ubiquitin-protein transferase activity. The coding region runs from base 917 to 3796 and encodes 959 amino acids. NCBI's taxonomy places the organism in Eukaryota, Metazoa, Chordata, Actinopteri, Perciformes, Bathydraconidae. The transcript has 19 exons. The record is from RefSeq and is a predicted model, not a curated record.